Molecule: messenger RNA, 2198 nt
Organism: Xiphias gladius (swordfish)
Lineage: Eukaryota; Metazoa; Chordata; Actinopteri; Istiophoriformes; Xiphiidae
Product: thrombospondin-type laminin G domain and EAR repeat-containing protein-like
Exons: 13
Coding region: 1-2172 (723 amino acids)
Biological process (GO): signal transduction
Source: RefSeq, a predicted model, not a curated record
AUGUCAUCGCUGAUAUUUGUGCAGCUCCUUCUCCUGGGGUUAAGGGUCAUUGACACCACCACAGACAAAUGGAGACACUGCACAGAUUUUCUCCCUCUGGAUCUUCUGUCUUUUGUCCUGGAGAGGGACCCCUCCAAGCUCCUGCCAGGGGUGCACAUGAAGCAGGCUGGAGGGGAGAGGGGUGUACAUUUCUCCAGCCCUCACAUCUCAAUGAGCUUUCCCUCCUCCCAGCUGCUGGUGAACUGUGACCUCUUCCCAAAAGAAUUCUCCAUUGUUGUGACUCUAAAAGUCACUCACCCUGAACCCACGAGAAAUGAAUUCAUCUUUUCCCUGAUGGAGCCAAAAACAGUAGAGAAAGGAACAGUGGAGGAGAAGGAGGAGGAGAACCAUAAAGGAGACAUUUUGGAAAGUAAUAAAAAGAGGGGCAUCAUUGGAGAAGAACAAGGUGGAGAGGAGAAGAAAGGAAGUCAUGUCAAAAGUAACGAGGAACGUGGACGGAUCAUCCUGGGACUGAGGUUUUCGAGAAAAUGUCUGCACUUCCUUUUUAAAGGUCAUGGAGGUGUCUUAGAGCACUGGGUGUUUCGAGGCACCCGAUUGGCUGAUAACCAGUGGCACACUCUGGUUCUAACCGUUGGUAGUCAACAUGUGAGGCUUACGGUGGACUGCAACUCACCACUGGAAAUCGUUCCCUCCAGGCCUUUCCCCUCAGACCUAAACAUUCAGGGAUCCAGAUUCCACAUUGGCAGUCGGGGGAGAUGGAAAGGCUUGUUUUCAGGCCUGCUACGACAACUGGUUUUGGUGCCUGGUUCGGAUGCCGCCAAUCAGAUCUGCCCCUCUUCUGACCCCCAAGUAGCUGCUCUGUCAGUGCCACCACUUCUCUUAGACCUGCCUGUGAUGGGGAGGGAGGGCGACAGCCAUCUGACAUCCUAUGAGAUGGGGGAGCGAGUGUCAGUGGGGUUGGAGCGUUCAUGCUCAGAGCUGCUGCAGGGCCAGCUGUGGUUCAACCCGCUCAGGAAAGGCCUCUACCUCUGCGAUGGCAUGGUGUGGAUCACUGUGCUAGAGGAUCAUAAAAAGCUGGACUAUGUGUUGGAACAUCAGGUCUUAACUACAAGCUCAGAGACACAUGAUAUAGAGGUUUUCCAGGUACCUGGCAUGGGUCUGAUGGCUGCUAUGGCUCACCGCUCCAAAGCUUCUGGCUCGGCUGUUUAUCUGUGGACCCACUCAGAAUUCAGGCUCUACCAGAAUAUCACUACCCAUGAAGCGCUGGUUUGGAGACACUUCAACAUGGGAAAGAAAAUAUUUCUGGUGGUGUCUAACUCUGGAGGAGGGCCAUACAGUCGUCUUAACAAAGAGUCAGAGAUGGACUUUUCUGUGAUUUACAAGUGGAGCAAGAAAAGAAAACAGUUUGUGCGGUUCCAGUCUCUGCAGACUUACUGUGCCCGAGACUGGGAGGCCUUUAACAUCAAUCGACAAACCUAUCUCGCUGUGGCCAAUCACAGACAAGGUAAUAAUAACCACACUAUAGACAGUGUGAUAUACAAGUAUAACAGGUUAACAAAGUCAUUUGAGGUUCACCAGUUGCUGCAGACCUCAGGGGCCUAUGACUGGGAGUUCUUCACUGUUGGACCCUACCAUUUCCUGGUGGUUGCAAAUGCUUUCGAUGGAGUCACCACUUCUGUAGACUCUGUCAUCUAUGUUUGGGUCAAUGGAAGCUUCCAGGUGUUCCAGACAAUUAAGACGUUCUGCGCCACAGACUGGGAAAUGUUUCAGAUUGGCAGCAGAGUCUUCUUGGUUGUUGCCAAUGGACACAGACUCCAUGGUAACGGACCAAGUCAAUAUGCCAUCAACUCUACUAUCUACGAACUAGACAUGAAUGGACGGCUAUUUGUCCGCUUCCAGGAUAUUGUCACGUACAGUGCAGUGGACUGGGAGUUCUUCAGCCUUGGGGAGGAACAUUUUCUGGUUGUCGCCAACUCCUUUAACGGAGAAUCCUACUCUCUCAACAGCAUUCUCUAUAGAUGGCAGGGAUAUGAAGGCUUUGUUCCUGUUCAUUGGCUUCCAACCAUUGGGUGCAGUGACUGGGAGUUUUUCAGCUCAAAAGGAGAAUCAUAUCUGAUCUACUCUAGUGCCAAAGCACCUCUCUCCAAAGUGUUCAAGCUAAAAACCUAUUAGGCAAAAAGAGUGUGCACAUGUGUUUG